GGACCACCAGACACUGUAUGGUAUCAAUGGAAGGCACCUCCUCCUCUCUUCUCUCUCAUCUCUCUUCUCAUUGAAAGCGGUCUGAUUCAACUAUUCAAGUACCAACAAAACGUUCAAAAUCCAGCUCAGUUGAUCCAUAACCAUACAAUAGAAAGCUUAAGCUUUUCACUGUGCCCUGUCAACAAAAUUAUUAAAACAUCUUUAAGCCUUUUUCUUUCUGUUUUUUGGAUCUGUUUUGUUAUCCAAAAAUCUCAACCAUGGCUUGUUUGAAACCUGAUGAGUUGGAGCUUGUUGGUAGAGGAGAGCAAGGUUCUCAUCAUGCUAUGGAAAGAAUUGGUGAUGCUAAUGUUGGUUCCAACAACAACAACAUGGCUGAUGAUGCUUCUAUGAUGCAUUUUCCUGCUAACUGGCCAAUGCCCGCAUCUGGACUGAAUGCAUCAGCUCCAACUCAUUUUACCAUCUUAUUCAAUGGGAACACUUAUGUCUAUGAUGGAAUUAAUACAGAGAAGGUGCAAGAGAUAAUGCUUAUUGCUGCUGCAUAUGCCAAGUCUGCUGAAGUGAAAAUUGGGACACAAUCUUCAUUCACUCCACUCAUUCCCACUUCCACAAGUUCUUCUCCUGCACAAAGAAACUCCAACAACUUGCCUUCAAAACAAUCUGUCUGCUUUCCUGCAGAAAAGAGUUCCAUUUGCAGGCUGCAAGAAUUUCCGUUAGCACGUAGACAAUCUCUUCAGAGGUUUCUUGAGAAGCGACGAGUCAGGUUGUUUAGCAAAGCCCCUUAUGGUUUCUCAAAAAACAUGGCUGGCCUCUAUGAUGACAAUAGUCCAGGGAACAUAGAGAACAGCUUUUAUGAUGACAAUAGUCCACAAGAUUUUGCUUCUUAAUUCAAACAAAGAAUGGAUUUCUGGCAAGUAUUUCUGGCAAGUAUGAUGGUGGUGUACCUUUAUGUGUAGAAUUGUAUUGUUUUCUGUAACAUCAUGCACUCAUGUGGAUGUAUAAUAGAAAACAAGCAAAACUAUGUUACAUGUUCUUCAUCCUAGAGAUCGUAUGUUAACUAACUAUUUUGAACCUAUGACUUGGAAGAUGCAUUGGUCUGUAAUACUCGUCAAAACUAUACAUCAUGCUUAAAACACCUGCUUGUUAUAUAGUGUUAAUGUGACUAGACAUUUAUUAUAAACUGUUCUACUCGUUUGUCACUUUUA
Molecule: messenger RNA, 1202 nt
Organism: Arachis stenosperma
Lineage: Eukaryota; Viridiplantae; Streptophyta; Magnoliopsida; Fabales; Fabaceae
Product: protein TIFY 3B-like
Exons: 5
Coding region: 258-884 (208 amino acids)
Biological process (GO): response to wounding; regulation of jasmonic acid mediated signaling pathway; regulation of defense response
Cellular component (GO): nucleus
Source: RefSeq, a predicted model, not a curated record